AUUUGGCAAACGUUAUAUGUGUCGAAAAGAAGAGAAUGUGAUAAAGAACCUCUUUUCUCUCUCUUUGUUUGGGUACGGUUUGGUUGUGACCACUGUCCUGUUCCGGUUUCUGUUUCCUUUGAGAGCAGAAGAAUCAAAUCAAUUCUUCACCAUUUCACCCCAGAAUCUUGAUCCCUUUAUCCAGAAGCGUGAUUGUUGGUUUCUUUCCCAUUGGGUUGUUGCUGUUGUUGGUGCUCAUUCUUCGUGGAAAAGAAAUGGCGUCGAGUAUAGGGAUGAUGGAUAGCGCAUACUUUGUCGGCAGAAAUGAGAUUCUCACUUGGAUCAACAAUCGCCUUCAACUUAACCUCACUCGCAUUGAGGAGGCUGCAUCUGGUGCUGUACAAUGCCAGAUGAUGGACAUGACAUAUCCAGGGGUUGUUCCAAUGCACAAGGUGAAUUUUGAUGCAAAGACAGAGUAUGAUAUGAUUCAGAAUUACAAAGUUCUGCAGGAUGUGUUCAACAAGCUGAAAAUUGAGAAGCAUAUUGAAGUUGGAAGGCUAGUUAAAGGCCGACCUUUGGACAACUUGGAGUUCCUUCAAUGGCUAAAACGCUAUUGUGAUUCUGUCAAUGGAGGCAUUAUGAAUGAGAACUAUAAUCCCGUUGAGAGGAGGAAUAGUAAGGGUGGAAACCGGAAUGUCAAGGGUCUAAAGGGAUCCAAAUCGCUGCAAACAAAUGCUAUGAAUCAUUCUGGUUCAGGCGACUCACUCAGGUCCAAGCAAUUGAGAUCAAGUGGAGGAGCAGAUGGUGGUAAUGCUUCAGCUGAUAUUCAGGUUUUGUCCAAGCAGGUUUCUGAUCUCACACUGUCAGUGGAUCACUUGGAAAAAGAAAGAGACUUUUACUUUGCAAAACUAAGGGAUAUAGAAAUUCUUUGUCAAGCUUCAGAACUGGAGAAUGAUCCUAUGUCUCUGGCAAUUAAGAAGAUUCUGUAUGCGGCUGAUGCAAAGGGAUCAGCAUUAGAUGAAGCUCAGGAAUACCUUAAUGAAGUCAUCAAUGGUGUUGAAGAUGAAGUUGAAGGUGAAGUUGAAGCAGAAACUGAAACCUGAUUACUCUUACAAAAUGAUCCUGGCUGGUAUGCACAAGAUAUUUGCCAGGUCCUUGGUAAACAGGCAUUAGUGCCAUCUGUGAUGACUAAGACUAGUUAUCCUUCUCCAUGCCAUGGCCAUGAAGUGCCAUAAUGACAUAGCUGUAGUUUUAUGGACCUUUUGUUUCUUGUUGUAAACCUGGAUGGAUAAUCAAAUAUUAUGGUUGAUGUUUCCAAUAAAUAAAGUUAAUCUCACUGUCCUUGAUAUCAGUUAAAAAAGAACUUCAAUGAACUUUUUUUGAAA
Messenger RNA from Vigna radiata var. radiata (mung bean), 1364 nucleotides. RefSeq names its product microtubule-associated protein RP/EB family member 1B. Gene Ontology annotation, cellular component: microtubule organizing center; spindle midzone; cytoplasmic microtubule. Gene Ontology annotation, biological process: regulation of microtubule polymerization or depolymerization; spindle assembly; thigmotropism. The record is from RefSeq and is a predicted model, not a curated record. Gene Ontology annotation, molecular function: microtubule plus-end binding. Lineage: Eukaryota; Viridiplantae; Streptophyta; Magnoliopsida; Fabales; Fabaceae. The transcript is spliced from 9 exons. The coding region runs from base 255 to 1082 and encodes 275 amino acids.